This is a messenger RNA of Sceloporus undulatus (fence lizard), 3020 nucleotides long. RefSeq names its product polypeptide N-acetylgalactosaminyltransferase like 6 (gene GALNTL6). Gene Ontology annotation, cellular component: Golgi apparatus. NCBI's taxonomy places the organism in Eukaryota, Metazoa, Chordata, Lepidosauria, Squamata, Phrynosomatidae. The coding region runs from base 644 to 2452 and encodes 602 amino acids. The record is from RefSeq and is a predicted model, not a curated record. The transcript has 13 exons.
CGUGGGCUGGCCUGGCCUGAAGCUCCCCUCCGGCGUCGUGGCCCCGAGCCUUGGCCUCGCCCUGGCUCACCUGGAAGCACCGGCAGGGAGGCAGGCAGGGGCGGCUAGUGGUCAGAAAGCCCGGGCUGGGUCACUCCUGUCCUUUCCCGCGGCGGGGGGCUCCCGGCCGGGAAGAGGCGAGGCGGGCGCGUUGGCGGCCUUCCUCCUCCUCCCCUCCCUCCGCCCUGCUCCUCCCGCCUUGGAGGAGGAGGAAGCCAGCUCGAGGCUGCCGCUCCCGGGGCUCCUGCUUGGCUCCCGCUGACCAUGAAGGCACCAACGAGGCGGAGGAGGAGGAAGGUCGGCCGCCCAGGAGCAGAGCCCCGCCGUCCCCGGAGCCGCCGCGGCUCCUCCGAGGCUGCUUUGGGCUGUGGAGCCGGGGGCUGGGGGAUCAGGUUACUCCACACUCCUCCGGUGGAAGGCUGACCAAGCUGGCGGCACAACGGGAGUGUCUCUUCCCUCCUGCACCUGCCAGGAGGCGAGAUCCCAAGGAAGGGAUCCUCCACUGACAGACCGAAGGGGAAAAGAGAGAGAGAGAGAGAGAGAGAGAGAGAAGGAGAAGGGAGCCCCCCAUCCCCUCCGUGCCCCCCCUUCUUUGCCAUUGGCCAUGAAGAGGAAACAGAAGCGGUUUCUGCAGAUGACGCUCCUCUUCGUGGUGACUCUGAUUUUCCUGCCCAACGUCGGACUCUGGUCUCUGUACAGGGAGAAGCACCUGGUGAAAGCCACCAUGCUGGGCGAGCAGCAGACAUUCUCAAUGGGGCUUGGAGAUGGACAGCUGUAUCCCUGGACAGAUGGCUUGAAAAGAAAGGACUGGCAUGACUAUGAAAGUAUUCACAAAGAUGCCAUGCGUUCAGGGAAAGGUGAACAAGGAAAGCCAUACCCACUCACAGAAGAAGACAAUGAUGAUUCUGCUUAUCGGGAAAAUGGUUUCAAUAUUUUUGUGAGCAACAAUAUAGCCUUGGAACGAUCACUGCCAGACAUUCGUCAUCCUAACUGUAAGCACAAGGUAUAUUUGGAGAAGCUUCCAAACACUAGUAUAAUCAUCCCAUUUCAUAAUGAAGGCUGGACUUCACUCUUGCGGACCAUACACAGCAUUAUCAACAGGACUCCAAAUAGCCUGAUAGCAGAAAUCAUUCUUGUGGAUGACUUCAGUGACAGAGAACACUUGAAAGAGAAGCUGGAGGAAUAUAUGGCCCGUUUUGUCAAAGUGAGAAUUGUGCGAACCAAGAAGCGAGAAGGGCUCAUUCGCACCAGACUCCUUGGAGCCUCAAUAGCUAAAGGCGAAGUCUUGACCUUCCUGGAUUCCCAUUGUGAAGUCAACGUGAAUUGGCUGCCUCCACUACUUAACCAGAUUGCGUUAAACCAUAAAACCAUUGUGUGUCCCAUGAUCGAUGUCAUUGACCACAAUCACUUUGGGUAUGAGGCACAAGCAGGGGAUGCCAUGCGUGGAGCCUUUGACUGGGAGAUGUACUACAAAAGAAUACCAAUUCCUCCAGAGCUCCAGAGGACUGAUCCCAGUGACCCCUUUGAAUCUCCUGUUAUGGCUGGAGGCCUAUUUGCUGUUAACAGAAAGUGGUUUUGGGAUCUCGGUGGCUAUGAUCCAGGUUUAGAAAUCUGGGGAGGUGAGCAAUAUGAAAUUUCUUUCAAGGUCUGGAUGUGUGGAGGUGGUAUGUUUGAUGUUCCAUGUUCUAGAGUUGGACACAUCUACAGGAAAUAUGUUCCUUACAAAGUCCCAUCUGGCACCAGCCUAGCAAGAAACCUGAAGCGUGUGGCAGAAACGUGGAUGGAUGAGUUCGCAGAGUACGUUUACCAGAGGCGGCCGGAGUACAGGCAUCUCUCCACCGGUGAUCUUUCAGCCCAGAAGGAGCUUCGCAAGCACCUUAAGUGCAAGGACUUCAAGUGGUUCAUGGCUGCAGUGGCUUGGGAUGUCCCCAAAUAUUUCCCUGCGGUGGAGCCCCCACCUGCUUCCUGGGGAGAGAUUCGAAAUGUGGCGGCCAAUCUCUGCGUGGACAGUAAACAUGGAGGCACAGGGACUGAACUCAGGCUGGAUAUAUGCGUCAAGGAUGGCUCUGAAAGGACAUGGUCACAUGAGCAGCUCUUCACCUUUGGUUGGAGGGAAGACAUCCGGCCAGGAGAACCUCUUCACACCAGAAAAUUCUGUUUUGAUGCUGUUUCACAUAGUAGUUCUGUCACACUUUAUGACUGCCAUGGUAUGAAGGGCAAUCAGCACUGGAGCUAUAGGAAGGACAAAACUUUGUUCCAUCCGGUGAGCAGCAGUUGCAUCGAUUGCAACCCAGCAGAAAAGAAGAUUUUCAUGAACAGAUGUGAUCCUUUAUCUGAAACUCAACAGUGGAUUUUUGAGCAUAUUAAUAUGACUGUUUUAGAAAAAUUUAACAGCAAGAAAAACAGCUCUUAGGGAGAAGAAAACAGACUGUUCUGUACAGAUUGCAAGCAACCUUUUGGCCAGCAUCUGGGUCAAAAAAAAAAAAAGUCAGAAAUUAAGUUUCCUAGAGCCAGGAAAUCUGUUCUGAAGAUUAAGUAAAUGCCAAGGAAGAAGCCAAAUGGGCUGUCAUUGCGGAUGGACCAUAUCUGAAGAACUUGGCUAAGAACCUCGCCAGCUGCUGUGGAGGCCUUCUGGCUGACAAUUUCCCUUGCUGGUCAAGGGAAAACUUUAUUUAAAAGAAAAAAAGAAAUGUUUCCAAACACUCCGUGUUAAUAAAAUUAAACAAAGUUUUAGAGUUUCUCAGGUCAAACCCUGCUAUAGUGAGUAGCUGCUAUGGAUAGUUGCUGUUACUUAUGGGGGAUUUAUGGAGUGCAUGAGUGCUAUCAGAAUCAACAGAUGCCACAGGCAUCCAACUGUUAACAUUUAUGGGAUACUGUCACUGUCCCAGAAUUGUGAAGAAGAGGUAUGUUCUAGUGCCAUUUCAUUCCCUUGAUGGAAGUUGGGUUCAGGACAGUUCUUUGAAUAAAGGGUCACAACAGAU